CCACCUGAGCCACAGUGGUCCCUCCUCCAGCCUGCAUCUCCAUGGCAACCACAGCCUCGUUCUCAGGCUCCAGCCCCUUGCCCGCCCCGCCUGGUGGCGAAGCGUCUGGAACUGCAUCCUCCGCAUCCACACCGCAUCCCCGUCCUCCCGCGACUGCGUCCUGCAGCAACUGCCUGCUGGGACAAGGACCACCAUCCACCAUGGUGAAGCUGGGCUUCAGCUUCUCUGGGAAUUCAGGCAAGGAGACAGGAGGCCAGGAUGGGUCUGCCAUGGACAGUGUCCCUCUUAUCAGUCCCCUGGAUGUCAGCCAGCUCCAGCCAUCAUUCUCUGACCAGGUGGUCAUCAAAACACAGACAGACUAUCAGCUUACCUCCUCAGACCAGCCAAAGAAGUUUGCAGAUUUGGAGGGUCAAAGGCUGGCCUGCCAAACAGAGGAAGGACGCAGAGUGCCCACUGCAAGGAUGAUCGCCUUUGCCAUGGCACUCAUGGGCUGUGUGCUGAUCAUGUACAAGGCCAUUUGGUAUGACCAGUUCUCCUGCCCAGAUGGCUUCCUGCUUCGGCACAAGAUCUGCACCCCGCUGACCCUGGAGAUGUACUACACGGAGAUGGACACCGAUAACCAAGAUCGCCACCGCAACAUCCUGGCAGCCCUCGGGGCCUACCCUGUGAACCGCAAGCAUGUCACCGAGAUGCCUGCCAUCUGGGGGAACAGCUACCGGGCCUCCAAGGAAGAGCAUAAGGGCCCCACCCCUGCAGCCGUGGUUGUGUCCACUGCAGCAGCGGCAGCGGCAGCAGGCACUGAGCCGUCCGGCAUAGACCCAUCAGGGAAGCCUUCGGCCAUGAGAGAGGAAGGAGACCCACCCAAGACAGAGGGCAUGCCGUCCCAGGCCCCUCAGUGACCGUCUCCCGUUCCCCUGUCCCCUCCCCCUCCGCCAGUGACUGGGGUAAGUGUGUCCCUUCUAAACAGGGGCUGGCUAGCUCGCAGGGUCACAGGCUUGCUCUGCCCUACCCUGCCCUACCCUACCCAUCUCUCCCGCCCUUCCCCGCCCUUCUCCGCCCCAUUUCCCUCUAUCCCUCACUUCCUACCAGGCCCAGACACCUACCCAGAUGUGCAUCCUCUCUCGAGGCUACCUCCAGGUCUGUGCACAGGGCUUGCUUUCCUGUCCAGCACACCAGUCCUCUGUCCCUUUCACUCUGACCCUUCUGUCUUCACAGCGUCCCCCACAAGCUAUUUGACCUGUGCACCUCCUGAUGCUUCUCCCCCCAGUGAUUGUCCUCCUGCCCCACAGCACCCUGCUGAAGCCCCUGUCCCUGGUGGGCCUCUGGCUCUGUUGCUUUUCUGUAAGUAAAGAUUCACAUCCACCUGA
This is a messenger RNA of Peromyscus maniculatus bairdii (prairie deer mouse), 1367 nucleotides long. RefSeq names its product calcyon neuron specific vesicular protein (gene Caly). Gene Ontology annotation, molecular function: clathrin light chain binding. Gene Ontology annotation, cellular component: endosome; membrane. Gene Ontology annotation, biological process: clathrin coat assembly; endosomal transport. The record is from RefSeq and is a predicted model, not a curated record. NCBI's taxonomy places the organism in Eukaryota, Metazoa, Chordata, Mammalia, Rodentia, Cricetidae.